Molecule: messenger RNA, 1534 nt
Organism: Suncus etruscus (white-toothed pygmy shrew)
Lineage: Eukaryota; Metazoa; Chordata; Mammalia; Eulipotyphla; Soricidae
Gene: PLIN3
Product: perilipin 3
Exons: 7
Coding region: 8-1384 (458 amino acids)
Biological process (GO): lipid storage; positive regulation of triglyceride storage
Cellular component (GO): cytosol; lipid droplet
Source: RefSeq, a predicted model, not a curated record
CUGCAACAUGUCCAGCAGUGAGGCAGAGGCCAUGGCCAGCCCCAAGGUGGAGGCGGAGGAAUCCCCGCAGCAGCCCAGCGUGGGGGAGCGCAUGGCCAGCUUGCCCCUCAUCAGCUCCACAUGCCAACUGGUGUCCACCGCCUACAAUGCCACCAAGGACAGCUACCAGCCCGUCAAGACCGUGUGCGAGGCGGCUGAGAAGGGGGUGCGGACCCUCUCGGCGGCCGCCCUCAGCGGGGCCCAGCCCAUCCUCUCGAAGCUGGAGCCCCAGAUCAAUUCGGCCAGCGAGUAUGCCCACAUGGGCUUGGACAAGCUGGAGGACAAUAUGCCCAUCUUGCAGCAGCAGCCAGAGAAGGUCCUGGCUGAUACCCGGAACCUGGUGUCAUCCAAGAUGUCGGAGGCCCGAGAGGCCGUGGUCAGCGCCAAGGACACAGUGGCCAGCCGCGUGACGGAGGCCGUGGGUGCCACCAGGGGCGCCGUGCAGAACAGCGUGGACAUGACUAAGUCCGCCGUGACCAGUGCCAAGGACACGGUGGCCAGCUGCAUGACAGAGGCGGUGGGUGUCACGAGGGGUGCCGUGACCAGCGGUGUCCAGUCAGUCAUGGGUUCCCGCGUAGGCCAGGCGGUGCUGAGCGGUGUGGACACGUUGCUGAGCAAGUCGGAGGCGUGGAUGGACAACCACCUGCCCAUGACAGAUGCUGAGCUGGCCCGCCUGGCCACAUCCCUGGACGGCGUGGACAUCGCGUCUGUGCAGCAGCAGCGGCAGGAACAGAGCUACUUCGUGCGCCUGGGCUCCCUGUCGGAGCGGCUGCGCCAACGGGCCUUCGAGCACUCGCUGGGCAAGCUCCAGCGCAGUCGCCAGAGCGCGAACGAGACACUGCAGCAGCUGACCCAGGCGCUCAGUCUGAUGGAAACCGUCAAACAGGAGGCGGGUCAGAAGCUGGCAGAGGGGCAAGAGAAACUGCACCAGAUGUGGCUUAACUGGCACAAGAAACAGUUCCCAGAUGCGGAGGCAGUUGUGGACAAGCUAGAGCAGGUGGAGUCGGAGACGCUCGACAUGACCAGGGGCCUCACGCAGCAAUUGCAGACCAUGUGUUCGGGGCUGGGCCCCAGCGUCCAGGGGCUUCCGAUGCAAGCCAAGGAGCAGCUUCGGCAUGUGGGCAGUCUGCUGGACCACCUCCAGGCCACCUUUUCAGGGGCACGUGCCUUCAGGGACCUGCCCGCCAGUGUCCUGGCCCAGAGUCGCCAGCAGGUGGCCGAGGCCCGAGAGGCCCUGAACCACAUGGUGGACUACGUGGCCCAAAACACGCCCAUCAUGUGGCUGGUGGGGCCCUUCGCCCCCGGAAUCACCGAGAAAGCCCCCGAGGAGCAACAGCCGCAGUAAGGGUGGGUGGCAGCCGUGGACACUCCUGGGUAACCUCGCUCCCUCCUCAGGAGGCUUCAACUCUUCCCUAAUUUGGGAAGUUGGGGUCCUCAAAACUAACCCCCCUUACACAUAUAUAUACACACACACAAACACGGGUUGGAAGAAGGU